Messenger RNA from Staurois parvus, 354 nucleotides. The record is from the annotation of a GenBank genome assembly. NCBI's taxonomy places the organism in Eukaryota, Metazoa, Chordata, Amphibia, Anura, Ranidae.
CACCAGUGGGCACCGGUGGAUGGCACUGCUGGGCACAGGUAGGUGGCACUUAUGGAAGGCACUGCUGGGCACAGGUGUGUGGCACUGCUGGGUGGCACUGGUGGGCACUGCUGGGCACAUGUGGGUGCACUGUUGAGCACAGGUGGCGCAUUGCUGGGCACAGGUUGGUGGAACUGGUGGGCACUGAUAUGUGGCACUGAUGUGGCACUGAUGGGCACUGGUACGUGGCACUGAUGAGCACUGACAGCUGGCACUGAUGGACACUGACAGGUGGCACUGCUGGGGCUACACUGAUAAUCAGGCCACACUGAUCAUCAGUGCCCUGAUGAUCAGUGUACAUGUUCCCUCCACGGA